Messenger RNA from Naegleria fowleri, 288 nucleotides. RefSeq lists its product as uncharacterized. The transcript has a single exon. Lineage: Eukaryota; Heterolobosea; Eutetramitea; Acrasida; Naegleriidae. The coding region runs from base 1 to 288 and encodes 95 amino acids. The record is from RefSeq and is a predicted model, not a curated record.
AUGCCAAGAGUGUCCCAUUCAAACAACAAGAGAACCAAGAGUGAAGGCUCUCCUUCUUCCAAUGAGCCUCAAUACGUUCAACCAACUCCCAACAAGAAGACAAAGUUUGUACAAUCCAAACUAAGAUUCGGAAGUGGCUCCUCUUCUUCAUUGUCCUCGGUUGGCCAAAAUCAUCUCUCAGUUGAUGGUGCAUCACCCUAUCAUCAUCCUCCGAUCAUGGUUCAAUCAACCUUGCACUCUUCAGGUAAUUCAGUUGUACCAACCAUAUCAUCCCAACAAGGAUACUAA